Molecule: messenger RNA, 4572 nt
Organism: Peromyscus leucopus (white-footed mouse)
Lineage: Eukaryota; Metazoa; Chordata; Mammalia; Rodentia; Cricetidae
Gene: Trpm1
Product: transient receptor potential cation channel subfamily M member 1
Exons: 13
Coding region: 743-3781 (1012 amino acids)
Biological process (GO): protein tetramerization; calcium ion transport into cytosol
Cellular component (GO): membrane
Molecular function (GO): calcium channel activity
Source: RefSeq, a predicted model, not a curated record
AUUAGUCUACCUGUGCAGAACCCAACUCUUCACGCCAUGUGUCCCAGAGUCCACCCACGCUACCUCUGCCCUCAUCCCCCAUGUGAGGUCUCCCAGCUCCACGUGCAGCCACUCAUAUCACCUCUUAAAACCGGCUCAGUCAGGGCAAUCUGUCGAGCAUGUCUGCCUCCCUCUUUCCCCACAAUAGCCUUCCUCCUGGUCCCAUGUCUACUCUCUCAACCUGUCCUCCCACAGAUCCCUGGAGCAGCUGUCAUCUUCUAAAGCAUGGGGCAUGAAAAACAUCUGUUGCCACCCCACCCCAAAUCCAGGACUCCCUGCUGGUCAAACAGUCAUAGCCAAACUCACGGUACAGCCAAGGAAUCCGAGACAGCUGUGGCAAGCCAUCCCCACCCUACCACAAUAGAUCCUGUUCCUCUACCAUAAUCAAAGUUAAUUCCUGACCUCCCAUAAUGUUUCUUGUUGCUCCAGCCCGUCAAACCCCCAGUCAUGUGAACCUCAGCUCUGUGGGAGGCAUUCCUCACUCCUACUCCACAAUCUCUGCUAGAAGAUUUGUUCAGUUCUACUUACAAGGAGGGCUGAGUGUCUGUAUGUCUUUCCAAACUGAUUUCUGCUGACAGAAGCAGUUUCCGUAUGAAGGCAUUCCCUCACUUGGAUAUUGACAUUAACUAGUGGUGAUACAAAGUAUUUGACUUCAUUAACACAGUUACCUGAGUCAAUUUCUUUCUUUUCCUCCUUCUUCAUUAUGCAGCCCAAAGCGCUUAAACUUCUGGGAAUGGAAGAUGAUGAACCUCCAGCCAAAGGGAAGAAGAAAAAGAAGAAGAAGAAGGAGGAAGAGAUUGACAUUGAUGUGGACGACCCCGCCGUGAGUCGGUUCCAGUAUCCGUUCCAUGAGCUCAUGGUGUGGGCUGUGCUCAUGAAGCGCCAGAAGAUGGCUGUCUUCCUGUGGCAGCGUGGGGAGGAGAGCAUGGCAAAGGCCUUGGUGGCCUGUAAGCUCUACAAGGCCAUGGCCCACGAGUCCUCCGAGAGCGAGCUGGUAGAUGACAUCUCUCAGGAUCUGGACAACAAUUCCAAAGAUUUUGGGCAGCUUGCUGUGGAGCUGUUAGAUCAGUCUUACAAACACGAUGAGCAGGUGGCCAUGAAGCUUCUGACCUACGAGCUCAAAAACUGGAGCAACUCAACCUGCCUCAAGCUGGCUGUGGCGGCCAAGCACCGGGACUUCAUCGCUCACACCUGCAGCCAGAUGCUGCUGACGGACAUGUGGAUGGGAAGGCUCCGCAUGAGGAAGAACCCCGGCCUGAAGGUCAUCAUGGGGAUCCUUCUACCACCCACCAUCCUAUUUUUGGAAUUCCGUACAUAUGAUGACUUCUCAUACCAAACAUCCAAGGAGAAUGAAGAUGGCAAAGAGAAAGAAGAGGAGAAUGUGGAUGCAAAUGCAGAUGCUGGCUCGAGAAAGGGGGAUGAGGAGAAUGAGCACAAAAAGCAGAGGAGCAUUCCCAUUGGAACAAAGAUCUGUGAAUUCUAUAAUGCGCCCAUUGUCAAGUUCUGGUUUUACACAAUCUCCUACCUGGGCUACCUGCUGCUCUUUAACUAUGUCAUUCUGGUGCGGAUGGACGGAUGGCCCUCCCCUCAAGAGUGGAUUGUCAUCUCCUACAUCGUGAGCCUGGCGUUAGAGAAAAUACGAGAGAUCCUCAUGUCGGAACCAGGCAAACUCAGCCAGAAAAUCAAAGUGUGGCUUCAGGAGUACUGGAACAUCACAGACCUCGUGGCCAUUUCUAUGUUCAUGGUUGGGGCCAUCCUCCGCCUCCAGAACCAGCCAUACAUGGGCUAUGGCCGGGUCAUCUACUGUGUGGACAUCAUCCUCUGGUACAUCCGAGUGUUAGACAUCUUUGGUGUCAACAAAUACCUUGGUCCCUACGUGAUGAUGAUUGGAAAGAUGAUGAUUGACAUGCUGUACUUUGUGGUCAUCAUGCUGGUUGUGCUGAUGAGUUUUGGAGUAGCUCGCCAAGCCAUCUUGCACCCAGAGGAGAAGCCUUCUUGGAAAUUGGCUCGAAACAUCUUCUACAUGCCCUAUUGGAUGAUCUACGGAGAGGUGUUUGCAGACCAGAUAGACCUGUACGCCAUGGAAAUUAACCCUCCUUGUGGUGAAAAUCUCUAUGAUGAGGAAGGCAAGCGACUCCCUCCCUGCAUCCCUGGUGCCUGGCUCACACCUGCCCUCAUGGCCUGCUAUCUCCUGGUGGCCAACAUCCUGCUGGUCAACCUACUGAUUGCUGUUUUCAACAACACCUUCUUUGAAGUCAAGUCGAUAUCUAAUCAAGUGUGGAAGUUCCAGCGAUACCAACUGAUCAUGACAUUUCAUGACAGGCCAGUCCUGCCCCCGCCAAUGAUCAUUUUAAGCCACAUCUAUAUCAUCAUUAUGCGCCUCAGUGGUCGCUGCAGAAGAAAAAGAGAAGGGGACCAGGAGGAACGGGACCGUGGGUUGAAGCUGUUCCUCAGUGACGACGAGUUGAAGAAACUACAUGAGUUUGAGGAGCAGUGCGUGCAGGAGCACUUCCGGGAAAAGGAGGAUGAGCAGCAGUCGUCCAGUGACGAGCGCAUCCGGGUCACGUGCGAGAGAGUUGAAAAUAUGUCAAUGAGGUUGGAGGAAAUCAAUGAAAGAGAAAAUUUCAUGAAAACAUCUCUGCAGACUGUUGACCUUCGGCUUUCUCAGCUGGAAGAGCUGUCGGGCAGGAUGGUGAGCGCUCUGGAGAAUCUGGCGGGCAUUGACAGGUCUGAUCUGAUCCAGGCUCGGUCGCGAGCAUCCUCAGAAUGCGAGGCCACCUACCUGCUGCGGCAGAGCAGCAUCAACAGCGCGGAUGGCUACAGCAUGUACCGCUACCAUUUCAAUGGCGAGGAGCUUCUGUUUGAGGAGCCUGCCCUCUCCACGGCUCCAGGGUCGGCGUUCCGGAAAAAAACCUGUUCCUUCCGCGUGAAGGAAGAGGAUGCAAAGUCGCACCUGGACCAGCCGGGUAGCCUGCACCACACCCCGGGCCCCAGCCCGCCCGCCACUCCAGGCCGCAGCCGGCUUGCCCUGGACGGCCCCAUAAGCGCAGAGUCCAGACCGGGACUGGACCCCGGAACCUCCACUGGCGAGCUUGACCUCAAGAGCGCAGAAGCUGCACCGACUGUGAAUGCAGCCGCUGUUGCAGGCACUCAGCUGACGGUCGAAAGCACCCUUUCCCACCAGCUGCGGGAGAGCAAACUCGCGCGCUACUACCCGGGAGACCCCAACGCCUACAAAACAAUGAAGUCCAGGAGCUUCGUCUAUUCUGAGGGCAGAAAGCUGGUCCGGGGACUCAGCAACUGGGGUGCCGAGUACAGUUCAAUCAUGGACCAAGCAUGGAACUUCCACUCGGCCGAAUGGAAAUGCCAAGUCCAAAGGAUCACGCGCUCGCGCAGCACAGACAUCCCAUACAUUGUGUCAGAAGCAGCGGCGCCAGAUGAGCUUGAAGAUGAGCGCAGCGGUCCUCUUCUGGCUCCUCAGAUCUCCCGGUCAGCCCUCACGGUUGCCGCUGACAGGACUGAAAAGGAAAACUUACUGUCUGUGAAGCCUCACCAGGCUUUAGGAUUCCCCUGCCUACGGUCAAGAAGUCUGCACGGCCAUCCUAGGAGUGCUGGAGCCACGCCUAGCAAGUUAGACAGGGCAGGACAUGCUGGCAGCGCGAUCAAUUUAGCGGUCGUGUCUGUUGCUCCAGAGGGACAAAAUGCUGAGCAAGAGAAAAGGAACACGGAAACUGAAUGCUAAUCUGUUCUGCUUCUCUAAUUCAAGCCACCGCCACAAAAACAAAGCAACACACUCACAACCAGAACCACGAACGGGUGCCAUCUUGGCCACCCAAAACAUUAUCGAUGUUCAGAAAUGCUUUCAUUUAAAAAAAAAAAAAACUGAUAAAUAUUUAAAUUGUAAUGGACUUACAACCGUGUCUUGUUAAGCACGUUUUACUCAACUGUGUUGUUUUUAGUUGGAGUAGAACAGAAUGAAAGUGAUACUGCCAGGUUAGGUUAGGGCUGUAGGCUUGCCCAGUGUACCCCAAAUCCCGAGAUUCAGACUCCAGCAGGACACGGACUGUGUGCAGUGUGGUACAUCUAGACAGUUGUGAUCCUAGCACUUCAUAGGGGUGGAGGUAGGAGAAUCAGAAAGUCAACAGUCAUCUUGGCUCUGUAGCAAGUUCCAGGCCAGCCUGGGCUUCCUAAGACUGUCAAAAACAAACAAAUAAAUAAAAGAUCAUAGUCACUAUCGAGACUGCAUGAGCUCUUUGUUCUGGGGGCCACCCGCAGUCUGGCAGAGGCCUUAAGGUACUGAAGUCACUACUGAGUCGCUUAAUGAGUAAUGACAGAUAAGUUAAAUAGUAGGUGUGAAAAAAGGAAGGGAAGAAAAAAAUUCAGUAGAAAUGAGCAGUAGCUACACCCUUUGUAUGUUUUGAUGAGUUUUUGCUGGUUUAUGUUUUAAAAUCAUACAAAGCGGGAAAGCAGAGAAUUCUAUCAAACCUCAUGUUCUAAUAAUAUAGGAUGACUGAGUUUUGUGAAUGCAAGGUU